GCAAAUGAGAAAGCAAAUCUCUUGAAACAUAAACAGUGGUACUUCCCUGGAGGGAGGAGAUGGGGAUUCUCCUGUUGCUCUGAGUGUUGCCAGGUGCCAGAAGUGGUCCCCAGUGGUGGUGGACAAUUAUUCUAAGUGACGGCCCUUGCGCGCGCUUCUGAGUGGUUAUCAUGGGCUUCAUUGCCUUUCUGAAGACCCAGUUCAUAGUUCACCUCCUCAUUGGGUUCGUCUUUGUUGUGAGUGGACUGAUCAUUAACUUCAUUCAACUAUGCACGCUAGUCCUCUGGCCCAUAAACAAGCAGUUUUAUCGCCGAGUAAACUGUCGCCUUGCCUACUCGCUAUGGAGCCAGUUGGUAAUGCUGCUGGAAUGGUGGUCAGGCACAGAGUGCACCUUGUUCUCAGACGAGGCCACGGUGAACACCUUUGGGAAAGAACAUGUCAUCAUCAUCUUGAAUCACAACUUUGAAAUCGACUUCUUGUGCGGCUGGACUAUGACAGAGCGCUUCGGAGUGCUAGGGAGUUCCAAAGUUCUUGCUAAGAGAGAGCUACUAUAUGUGCCCCUAAUUGGCUGGACGUGGUACUUCCUCGAGAUUGUUUUCUGCAAAAGGAAAUGGGAAGAGGAUAGGGAUACGGUUAUUGAAGGAUUAAAACGUUUGGCUGAUUAUCCUGAAUAUAUGUGGUUUCUCCUGUACUGUGAAGGAACUCGUUUUACAGAGACCAAGCAUCGUAUCAGUAUGGAGGUGGCUGAAUCCAAGGGGUUGCCUAAACUGAAAUACCACCUGUUGCCCAGAACCAAAGGUUUCACCACUGCUGUCCAGUGUCUCAGGGGAACAGUUUCAGCAGUGUAUGAUGUAACACUAAAUUUCAGAGGAAACAAGAACCCGUCUUUAUUAGGAAUUCUUUAUGGAAAGAAAUAUGAAGCAGAUAUGUGUGUAAGGAGAUUUCCUCUGGAAGAUAUCCCUCAAGAUGAAAAGGAAGCUGCAAACUGGCUUCAUAAGCUUUACCAGGAAAAGGAUGCUUUGCAAGAGAUGUAUAAUCAGGAAGGUGUAUUUCCUGGCCAGCAGUUUAAACCUCCUAGGAGACCAUGGACUCUCCUAAACUUUCUUUUUUGGGCCACAGUUCUCCUCUCUCCUCUAUUCACAUUUGGCUUUGGAGUUUUUGCAAGUGGAUCACCUCUCCUUAUCCUUGCAUUCCUGGGACUUGUUGGAGCAGCUUCCUUUGGAGUUCGUAGACUGAUAGGAGUAACUGAAAUAGAAAAAGGCUCCAGCUAUGGUAACCAAGAAUUCAAGAAAAAGGAAUAACUGACAGCUGCAGUUCAGCACAUAUAACCAGACUAUGGUAUCCGAUUAACUUCAGUUAAAAAACAACAACAAACACUUAGAAACUAUCUUUUUCUUAAUAACUGAUGACUAAUAUUAAUGAAUAAAACUUGAGCCAAGAAUGAAGAAGUUGGAUGAAAAGAACACAUCAACCUUCUGCCUGUUUAAGGAUUACUGUAGUCAAACUAUGAGAGAACAUCUGGGGUGGGGUGGAAGAAGAAACUAAUUUUUCUUGAUUUGUUGCGGGACUUGGGGGUGGGGGAGAAAAGAGGGCAUUGGCCAUGGCCACAUGCAUCUUCAGAUGACUGGAUACACUGGUUUCUGUCAAGAGCACUACACUCUCUUUUAUAACGGGAGCCAUUGAAUGUUUCCUCUUGCUAAAGCCAACGUAAUAUUUGUUGAUUUCCAACUUUUUUUUAUUAAUGAGCCAGGAAAAAACAACCCUUCUUAAAUUAGUUGACAAAUGUUCAUUGGGUUGGAGUAAUUUUUGGAAAGGCUGUGUUGUCAUGGCUGCAGAUGAAAUCCUAUUUGUAUGUUACACUGAUACUUUUUAUUUUCAGGCAACGUCUUAAAACUUCUGUAAUGUGAGAGAACGGAUAGAGGAGUUUGGAAGCAGUGCGUUAUUGAUCAGCACAUCCCAUAGAACAGAUCCACUAGUAU
Messenger RNA from Charadrius vociferus (killdeer), 1979 nucleotides. RefSeq names its product 1-acylglycerol-3-phosphate O-acyltransferase 3 (gene AGPAT3). The record is from RefSeq and is a predicted model, not a curated record. Gene Ontology annotation, molecular function: 1-acylglycerol-3-phosphate O-acyltransferase activity. Gene Ontology annotation, cellular component: endomembrane system; endoplasmic reticulum. The transcript is spliced from 9 exons. Bases 171 to 1301 code for a protein of 376 amino acids. Lineage: Eukaryota; Metazoa; Chordata; Aves; Charadriiformes; Charadriidae.